AUGUUUAAUGCAGAAGAAUUCAUGCAGAGUCCAACAUUGGACAAUUUAGCAUUAUUAAAGAAAGAUGAUUUGUUCUUGCUUGCUGGCCACUUAAACCUUGAGGUUCAAUCUUCUAUGAAAAAACAGAAAAUUAAAGAAGUUGUAGUUAAAUAUUUUGUCGAUAGUGGGAUUUUUGAAGAAACCUUCACAGAUGCUAUGGCUGACCCUGUGGGUAAGGUAAUGGAAGCUUACAAGGUAAGGUCUUUAGAGCUUGAGUACCAGUUCAAGUGUGAGGAGAUGAGAAUGGAGAAAGACAAAAGAGAAUUUGAGUUGAAAUGUCAAAUGGAGCGUGAGGAGAGAGAUCAUCAGAUUAAAAUGAAGGAAUUAGAUCUCGCUAGUGUUAGAACCCAGCCCAUUCCCUCUCAGAGUUUUGGUUCGAGUCAGUUCGACGCGACUAAGAACAUUAGACUUGUACCUAAAUUUCAAGAAAAGGAAAUCGACAAAUAUUUCUUGCACUUUGAAAAAGUUGCCUGUAGUUUAAAAUGGCCUAAGGAUGUAUGGACAAUCUUGUUACAAAGUGUUUUACUUGGUAAAGCAAGAGAAAUUUUCUCUGUAAUGCCUGUAGAGCUUAGUGGGGAUUAUGACUAUGUUAAAGAGCGCAUUUUAAAGGCAUAUGAGCUUGUGCCUGAAGCAUAUAGACAGAAAUUUAGAAAUGCUAGAAAACAAGCUGAUCAGACACAUGUAGAGUUUGCACGCGAGAAGACGCAGAUGUUUGAUAGAUGGCUUCGAUCAAAAGAUAUUGGUCAUGAUAUUGAAAAACUUAGGGAACUUGUGUUAAUGGAGGAAUUUAAAAAGUGUGUGCAUAAUGAUGUCAAAAGUCAUUUAGAUGAGCACAAGGUGGACACUUUGAAUCAGGCAGCCAUUAUGGCUGAUGAUUAUUCAUUAACCCAUAAGCUAAGUGCUAAGGUUAAUUACAAUACUCCAGUUAGUAGUCAAGCUUCCCAUGUUACAGCUAGUUCUAUCAAUAAAUCUACUAAGUCAGGUCAAGUUGACAAGUCUGUAAAUCAGACUAACAAUGUACAUCAAAGUACUGAGAGUCCUGUAAGGGUAAUGACAUGCGCAUAUUGUAAAAAGAAAGGUCAUAUAAUGUCUGACUGUUGGUCAUUGAAGAAAAAGGAAGAGAGAAAGGCUAAAGGUGUACAGCCUAACGCGUGUACCGCUGUAAUCCCAAAAAGGAAAACAGCUAAAACCAUGAGCCUGGACAAACACUGUCCUACUAAAUCUAAGUCUGUUAUGGACAAGAUGAAACCCUUUCUAUCUCAGGGAUAUGUUUCCCCUGAAGGUGAAGAUAACAACAGGAUUCCUAUUACAAUCCUUAGAGACACAGGGUCUUGUCAAUCUCUGUUUUUAGAAAGCGCUUUGCCUGUUUCGGAGAAAACUUAUAUGGGCGCUGACGUACUGGUCCAAGGCGUUGGGUCAGGAUUUAUACCCGCCCCGCUUCACCAGGUUUACCUUGAAUCAGACUUGGUGUCCGGGCUUGUUCAAGUGGGCGUGUUGCCUACUCUUCCAAUGGAAGGAGUAUCAUUACUCCUUGGUAAUGAUUUAGCAGGUGAUAAAGUUAUUGUUAACCCUAUAGUAACUAACCAACCUGUUAGUGAAUGUACAGAAAAUGUAUUCGUCCAACCAACAGGAAUCUGUACUAGGGCAAUGAGUGCUAAAAUGUUAGAAAAUGAAGAUGAAACUUCUGUUGCUGAAUCCAGUCCUACUCAUAGUAAGGAAACAUGUAAUGGUAAAAGUUCCAAACUAGAAGAGCAUGGUAGUUUAAACAAGGACGUGCUUAGUCGGGAGCACCUGAUUUAUGAGCAAAAUAGGGAUCCAGAAUUAUUAUCCCUUAGAGAUAAAUCAUUAUCUGGGGAAGAAAGAGACAAAGUUCCUGUUUGUUAUUUUGAAAAGGAUGGUGUAUUGAUGAGGAAAUGGAGACCUCCAGAUGUAGGUGUGGAGGAUGAGUGGGAGGUGGUGUAUCAGAUUGUGGUACCAAAGGUAUAUAGGGAGCAGGUAAUGUCAAUAGGUCACGACAGCCCUAUGGCUGGGCAUUUGGGUGUCACCAAAACUUAUAAUAGAGUUUUGACCCAUUUUUUCUGGCCUAAGAUGAAAAGUGAUGUAGCUCAGUACUGUAGAUCUUGUCAUAUCUGUCAGGUUGUGGGAAAACCAAACCAAAAGAUACCCUGUGCCCCUCUCCAACCCAUACCAGCCUGCGAUGAACCUUUUUCGCAAGUUAUUAUAGAUUGUGUAGGUCCCCUACCUAAAACUAGGUCAGGAAAUGAAUACCUAUUAACUGUGAUGUGUGCAUCGACAAGGUUCCCAGAAGCCAUUCCUUUAAGGAAUAUAAAGGCUACCACUAUAGUGUCAGCAUUGACAAAAUUCUUUACAUUAGUUGGUUUGCCCAGAUCUAUACAGUCUGAUCAGGGCUCAAAUUUCAUGUCUACUGUUUUUCAGCAGGUGAUGUAUCAGUUAGGUAUCCAACAGUUCAAAUCCAGUGCGUACCACCCAGAGUCCCAAGGGGCACUUGAACGUUUUCACCAAACUCUUAAAAAUAUGAUACGCACCUACUGUUUGGAGUAUGAAAAAGACUGGGACACUGGCAUUCACAUGCUAUUGUUUUCGGCUCGUGAAUCGGUUCAGGAAUCCCUGGGCUAUAGUCCAUUUGAACUUGUAUUUGGUCGUAAAGUCCGUGGACCUUUGAAACUUCUGAAAGAAAAAUGGUUGGAAGAAAGCACCGAUACCAACCUUCUAGAGUAUGUCACCAAUUUUAAACAAAAACUGGUCAGGGCUAGGGAAAUAGCUAGUACAAAUUUAAAGGCUAGUCAGAGGAAAAUGAAAACUUGGUAUGACAAAAAUGCUCGGAGUCGAGUAUUUGAACCUGGAGAAAUGGUAUUAGUUCUGUUACCGGUGCCAGGGCACUCCCUACAGGCUCGUUAUCACGGACCUUAUGAAGUAGAAUGUAGAGUAGGAGAGCUGGAUUAUGUUGUUAAAACUCCAGGGCGUAGGAAAACUAAACAGCUAUGUCAUAUCAAUAUGUUAAAGAAGUAUGUUGGUCGAGAUGACCCCAUGAAUACCAAAAGUGUUCCUUGUGCUAUAGUAAACCCAGAAGUAGUGGAGAACAGUAUUGAUGAUCAGGAUAUAGAACCUGAUGAUAGGGAUUGUUCAGUUAGACUUAGGAACUCUGAUGUUCUCUCAAACUUGGAUACAAAGUUAGAACACCUGACAGUUGGUCAGAGAGAAGAGAUGAAAGGUUUAAUUAAUGAGACCAUACACCUGUUCCCAGAUGUCCCUAAUAAGACUACAGUAUUGUUUCAUGAUGUUGAUGUAGGGGAGGCAACUCCGAUCAAGCAACAUCCAUAUAGGCUUAACCCAGUUAAGGCUAAGAUAAUGAGUGAUGAAAUUCAGUACAUGUUGGAUAACGAUAUAAUCGAACCUAGCCAAAGUGAAUGGAGUUCUCCGUGUUUGCUAGUUCCUAAACCUGAUAAGUCAUUCCGGUUUUGUACUGACUUUCGUAAAGUUAAUGCGGUUACUAAAACUGACUCUUUUCCUAUGAAGAGGUUGCAAGAUUGUAUUGACAAAGUUGGUAGUGCAAAAUAUGUUACAAAAUUUGACCUUCUUAAAGGCUACUGGCAGGUCCCUUUAACGGAGCGAGCAAAGAAUGUCUCCGCAUUCGUAACUCCGACCGGUCUGUAUCAAUAUAAGGUCAUGCCCUUUGGCAUGAGAAAUGCCCCUGCCACUUUUCAGAGGCUAAUGAACAAGAUGAUAGCUAACCUUGAGGGUACAGAGUGUUAUAUAGAUGAUGUAGUUAUUUAUAGUGACACUUGGGAGCAACAUGUGAAACAAGUGAGUGCGUUCAUGGAAAGAAUGAGUGAGGCAAAUCUGACAAUCAAUUUGGUCAAGAGUGAGCUUUGUUGUGCGACAGUUCAAUAUCUAGGUCAUACUGUAGGUCUAGGUCAAGUAAAACCUGUACAGGCCAAGGUUGAAGCUAUUGAUAAAUUUCCAAUUCCCAGUAACAGAAAAGAAGUUAUGAGAUUUUUAGGCAUGGCAGGAUUUUAUAGGAAUUUUUGUCCAAAUUUUUCUACUGUGGCUUAUCCAUUGACCAAUCUACUUCAAAAGAAUGUGAAGUUUAAGUGGAAUGCAGAAUGUCAAGUUUCCUUUGAGAAGAUAAAGGCUAUACUUACCAACAAACCAGUGUUAGUAGCUCCUGAUUUUGAAAAGCCCUUUACUAUUGUUGUAGACGCUUGCGAUAUAGGUGUUGGAGCUGCUUUGACACAAAAUGUUGAUGAUUUUGACCACCCUGUUAGUUACUUUUCAAAGAAACUUAAUAAGCACCAGAGAAACUAUUCUACGGUAGAAAAGGAGUGCUUAGGAUUGGUUCUAGCAGUACAACAUUUUGAAUUCUAUGUAGGUGGAUCUGCUUGUCCGAUCACUAUCUUAACUGAUCAUAAUCCACUUACAUUCCUCCAAAGGGUGAAGUAUAAAAAUCAAAGACUUUUAAGAUGGGCUUUAACCCUGCAAGAGUUCAACCUGGAUGUAAAACAUGUUAAGGGAAUAAACAACAAAGUUGCAGAUGCUCUGUCUAGAGCAGAUAUAAGUCUACAAUGUGUUUCCGAUAAGUGUAUGAAUCCGCGCUCCGCAUUGGACGUGUGUGUAUCUUUCUUUCAAUCCGUGCUCCGCAUCAGUAUACAUGGACUUAUGGGAAAAUCACGGGAAAAGUGCUGUAAGAAAAACGCGCGGCGAUUCCUGGAGAUGCUGAGCGUUCGCAUGGCGAGACAGGAGUUGGAAGAGGUGUUUGUGUGA
Messenger RNA from Pecten maximus, 4821 nucleotides. RefSeq lists its product as uncharacterized. Gene Ontology annotation, molecular function: zinc ion binding; nucleic acid binding. The coding region runs from base 1 to 4821 and encodes 1606 amino acids. The transcript is spliced from 2 exons. Lineage: Eukaryota; Metazoa; Mollusca; Bivalvia; Pectinida; Pectinidae. The record is from RefSeq and is a predicted model, not a curated record. Gene Ontology annotation, biological process: DNA integration.